UCCAUAGCGCCAGGCAGAGGCCAUAAGUGAGUGAAGUGGGCAGUGGGGCCUGUGGCAUGCAGGAAGGUGGGCCCCGGAGCGCCUCGUUUUCUGGAAAAAGCCCAAAAUGGGUAUUUUAGAUGAAAUCUCUCAAUCUUUACCUGUUGGCAGCUCACUGAAUUUCAAUCCAGAUGGAAAGUAACACUACUGCCUCAGCCAUACAAAUGCAUCGGGAGGUCAGAUUCCCAGUGUGAGCUCCUGCUCUGAAGCCAGAGGUCUUGGGUUCAAACAUCCAACUCUGUUGUCUCCUAGCUGUGUGGCUGGGCAAGUGGCCUAACAUCUCUGUGCCUCAGUUUCCUCAUCUGUAAAAUGGAGAUAAAAAUCAUAUCUGCCCCCAAGGGUUAUUUAAGGUUUCAGUGGGUUUGUGUGUAGGAUGCGUGGAACAGUAUAAGGUAAUGAGCACUCGGGACGUGUUACUGUUAUUGCAUCCUGCCAAGAGACUCGUACAGCGUGAGACUUAUUUAAACCUUGCAACAAUCCAAGUGUGUAGGGAUCACUCAGAGACCCACUUUCAUGAUGAGGGAAGGGGUUCAGUCAGGUGAGGUGAUUUGCCUUGACUCAUGCAACAAGCUGGUGGCAUAGCCCUGGAACCCAGAGCUCUUACUCACUGCCUCCGUUGUCUCUGCCUACUGUACCUCUCGUAGCCUGGGCCUGGCUGUAUGAUGGGCUGGGAUGGAGGGCAUACCUGCCCUUCCCUGGCCCAGUCAGCUGCCCACCUGCCUAGGGCCUGGGCACUGACUCCCACUGGGUACCCUCUUCCCCCAGAGUUGGAGAUGGCCAAGGCCCGGAACCAACUGGAUGCUGUUCUGCAGUGUCUGCUGGAGAAGAGCCACAUGGACAGGGAGCAUCUGGAUGAGGAAGCUGGGAAGACCCCCUCAGAUACCCACAAUAAGGACUGCUCCAUGGCGGCCACUGGCAAACGGCCAUCCGCCCGCUUCCCCCACCAGCGGCGGAAGAAGAGGAGGGAGAUGGAUGACGGGCUGGCGGAGGGAGGGCUGCAGCGAUCCAACACGUAUGUGAUCAAGCUGUUUGACCGGAGUGUGGACUUGGCCCAGUUCAGUGAGAACACGCCGCUGUAUCCUAUUUGCCGUGCCUGGAUGCGCAACAGCCCCUCAGUGCGUGAGCGUGAACGCUCACCCAGCUCACCGCUGCCUCCGCUGCCUGAGGAUGAGGAGGGAUCAGAGGUCACCAACAGCAAGUGUCGUGACGUGUACAAGCUGCCUCCACCCACAGCCCCUGGGCCACCUGGAGAUGCCUGCAGGUCCCGCAUUCCAUCCCCACUGCAGCCCGAGACCCAGGGUACCCCUGAUGAUGAGGUGGGUAUGCAAGGUUGGGGGGGGCACACAUGGCCUCGGGGCACAGCCACCCAGUCUAGCCUCUGUCCCCACAGCCCUCCGAGCCUGAGCCUUCACCCUCCACACUCAUCUACCUCAACAUGCAGCGUUGGAAACGCAUCCGCCAGAGGUGGAAGGAGGCAUCUCAUCGGAACCAGCUCCGUUAUUCAGAAAGCAUGAAGAUCCUAAGGGAGAUGUAUGACCGACAGUGAAAUACCCGUCCCCCCACCCCAAUAAACAUCUCCCUCCUCCA
Molecule: messenger RNA, 1626 nt
Organism: Choloepus didactylus (southern two-toed sloth)
Lineage: Eukaryota; Metazoa; Chordata; Mammalia; Pilosa; Megalonychidae
Gene: LIN37
Product: lin-37 DREAM MuvB core complex component
Exons: 7
Coding region: 699-1553 (284 amino acids)
Biological process (GO): negative regulation of transcription by RNA polymerase II
Cellular component (GO): transcription repressor complex; Myb complex
Source: RefSeq, a predicted model, not a curated record